CUGCGGUGGAGGCGAGGGGACGCGCAGGUGCUGGCGGAGUGGCUGGCGUGGCUGCUCGUGAAGGCUCCGGUGGCUGGCCGGGAAAGGUGCAGAGAGCGCGGCUGAGGAAAGGUAACCCAGCCGUGCUCCUCAGAGCCUGCCUGCAGUUUCAAGACCUGUUCCCUGCCCCUACUGGGAGACCCGCGCCUUAACCCGCAAUGGGCAACCACUUGACUGAGAUGGCGCCCACUGCCUCCUUCUUGCCCCAUUUCCAGGCCCUGCACGUGGUGGUCAUUGGGCUGGACUCUGCUGGAAAGACUUCCCUCCUUUACCGCCUCAAGUUCAAGGAGUUUGUCCAGAGCGUCCCCACCAAAGGCUUCAACACUGAGAAGAUCCGGGUGCCCUUGGGGGGGUCCCGUAGCAUCACCUUCCAAGUGUGGGACGUUGGGGGGCAGGAGAAGCUGCGACCACUGUGGCGCUCCUACACCCGCAGGACUGAUGGGCUGGUGUUCGUGGUGGAUGCUGCGGAGACUGAGCGGCUGGAGGAGGCCAAGGUGGAGCUACACCGGAUCAGCCGGGCCUCGGACAACCAAGGUGUGCCGGUGCUGGUGCUGGCCAACAAGCAGGACCAGCCUGGGGCUCUGAGUGCAGCUGAGGUAGAGAAGAGGCUGGCAGCUGGCAGCUGCCACGCUCACCCACGUGCAGGGGUGUAGCGCUGUGGACGGGCUGGGUCUGCAGCCUGCCCUGGAGCGCCUGUAUGAGAUGAUCCUAAAGAGGAAAAAGGCAUCCAGGGCAAGCAGGAAGAGACGAUGACCUGAGGCUGCCCCCCUCCCCACCCAUUAGGGGCCUGCAUAUUUGGACAGCCGGGUGGGGCCUGUGACUUCUCAGCCCAAGGUGUAGGACCUAGCCACCUCCAUGAAGGACCAAAGGACUUGGGGGGUUCCUGUUCUGGUGCCACAUUGGGGAGGGGGAUGGGAGAUGGAUAUCUUCGCACAUCUCCCUCAUCCUCACCCCUGGAGAAGUGGGGGCUGCAGGACUAUGGAGGCUUCAAUGUAAAACUGUGACUCUACCUCGACCCUGUUUCUCAUUUUUCUCCUCUGGCGUUUUCAUUGUAUGUGUUUUUGGAGGGAUGGAAAGUUGCUUGUAGAAUGGGAUGAAUGAUAUCUCCUUGUCCCCCUCUACUUACUGGGGAGGGAGUCUCCCCCAGGCUGCUUUUUAGGGGAGUCAGUCACAAUAGUCUUUAUUUUUGUGUGUGAGAGUGCCAAGAAACCCUCCUCACAUUUGUAGCUCCACAACACCCUUUUUAUAAGCCACGUGUGUCCCCUGUAUUAUUAACUAUUUUUUAGCACUUGCCUGUAAGUUAUUAAAGACUGAUGACUAUAGCGUU
This is a messenger RNA of Tupaia belangeri chinensis (Chinese tree shrew), 1366 nucleotides long. It is a transcript of the gene ARL4D, whose product is annotated as ARF like GTPase 4D. Gene Ontology annotation, molecular function: GTPase activity; GTP binding. NCBI's taxonomy places the organism in Eukaryota, Metazoa, Chordata, Mammalia, Scandentia, Tupaiidae. The record is from RefSeq and is a predicted model, not a curated record.